This is a messenger RNA of Diachasmimorpha longicaudata, 2477 nucleotides long. Its product is annotated as SET and MYND domain-containing protein 4-like. Gene Ontology annotation, cellular component: nucleus; cytoplasm. Gene Ontology annotation, molecular function: histone deacetylase binding. The transcript is spliced from 6 exons. Bases 143 to 2065 code for a protein of 640 amino acids. Lineage: Eukaryota; Metazoa; Arthropoda; Insecta; Hymenoptera; Braconidae. The record is from RefSeq and is a predicted model, not a curated record.
AUGACAAGACUUUUCGUAUUGCCAUUUACGUAUGUCAUCUCUUACAUUGUAAUGGUCAAAAUUUCUAAGACGACAGUCAAAUCAGUGGUGCUCCACUGAUCGUUUUGUAUUUUUCUGACGCACCACCUGAGAUUUUUUCAACAUGCAUUCUCGAAAACCAGUUUACAGGAGAAAGAUACCCUGGUACGAAUACAUGCACAGCUUUUCUCGGGCAAGCAAGGAGGUAUCGACGCCUUUGUUCACGGAGUUUCAGUCGAUUGGGACGGCCAUAGGGAGAUUAUGCUAUGCCAGACAAAAACUAAUUAACUUUGAUGCAGAAGUAAACUUUGUAUCGGAAAGGGUAAAAAACAACGCCAAAUCCACCGCCUUCUUGCAGACAGCAAACGGUUACCUUGACACUUUGGGCACGUGGAAGCGGGCCCUCAAAUACUAUACCAAGAGUAUUAUUUAUGCAAUACCUGGCACUCCAGAACUCGGGAUCGCUUAUGCUGGUCGUUCAGCAAUUCUAUACGAACUUGGAAGGUAUGAAGAUUGUCUAACCGACAUAGGUAGAGCCUUGACAUACAAUUGUCCAAACAAUGUGAAGGGAGUACUCUUCUGUAGAAAGAUGAGAUGUCUAAGGCUUUUGCGAAGACCACGAUGGGAGAUCCAGGAUACUGUGGAUUCAGCACUUCAUGCACUGAGUUUGAUGCCUCCUGGGAUUGAGGGGAGAGAGGAAGUGCAGAACACCAUGGAUGAUAAGUUUUUCUUGAUUCCGAAGGACCUAGUCAAGCGCAGAAGAGGGUGGAAACCACCAUACAAAAUCACCAAGAUGAAACCCGUCAUGAACGAUCCUUUUUGCCCUAUAGUUGGAGGCACUGAUCUUCUUACCAGACACACUGAUGCGCUUGGCAGGCAUGUUAUUACUACGAACAAUCUCAGACCUGGUCGGCUAAUUGCGGUGCUUCCUUCUUACGUUCGUGCCGUUGGUCCUCACAAGAGCUAUCGGAUGUGUUCUGAGUGUCUGAAACGAACAAGGAUUGGCAUUCACUGCCAUAAAUGUCCCAAUGUCGUUUACUGCUCGGAAAAGUGUCGUGACAAGGCAUGGGACGACUAUCAUGAGAUGGAGUGUCCGGUCUUGGGUGUAUUAUUGGAUUGCAACAUGAGCACUCCUGCUCUAACUGCCAUGAGAAUGACAUUAAGAGGUCUUCGGGAAGCUGGGAGCAUUGAAAGGCUAAUCAAGUUGUCGGGGGCCAUAAAUAGUUGUCCGGAGCCGCACAAACUAGGCUUUACAGGUGAACGCUUCGAUACUACAAAGUACGCAUCGGUUUACGCAAUGAACCCUCGUGCAAUGCGUCAAUCCCAUUCAGAGAAAUUCUACAUAUCGACGACGGCCCUGAUGAUUGUCUACUAUCUUGCUACAAUGUCUAAUAUACUUGGGCGUAGAUACCGGGACUCCAUAAAAGUCUUCACGUGGAAUCCAAGACUCGUGUAUUUGGCAGAAUUAGUAGUGGAGAAUAUGAAUAUCGUGCUGAGAGCUGCACUGAGGACUACGCGGUGCUCUAUCAGAAUAAGGGACGAUAUUGCGCUUUCAUGUUUGACUUCUCUCUUCAAACACAGUUGUAAUCCAAAUAUCGCGGUUUUUGGACGAUACAAGAAUGUUCUUAUGUCAAUUCGACCCAUCAGAGCAGGCCAACAAAUCUGCAUAAAUUACCACAAUCUCCAUUUUACUAAAGACGAUUGGGUAAAAAGGCAGGUACUGCUCCUUAAAAAAUACCGCUUCCGGUGUCAGUGUCCGCCAUGUAGAUAUUACUGGCCAACCAAAACACGUCUACCAUCUAUAGCAGGAGACGCCACGGACUUUCUAGAGGAUGCUGUCGCCAAUAGAUAUUUUGUAAAGUCGCUAGAAUAUAGACUUUACAUGAAAAAGAAGCUAGAUCUCGACAGGCCCCAGCCAUUCUUAGGCUUGGAGCACAUCCGAGGUAUCCUCGAAGGCCUUUCCGAGACCGGUACACCGUACCAGGAACUUUUUGCAUAUGAGAGCAUAUUGAAGCGUAUGAUCGCUGAGGGUAUCGUUUGUGACUGAUAUUAUUGAAUUACAUCACCACUGUUUUCCUUAAUUCACUUUUAUUUCACAUUUUUAUUGUAUUACUUUGGAGGAAUCAGCAGUGGGUCAGUAACAAUCCGUAGAUUUUAGCAUACAGUAACAGAAGGUAGUUUGCCUCUUUUUAUAUCUCAUUAGCCAGCUAGCAGUAGUUCUCGAGUAGUGAAGUUUCCGGAAUUGUGAAACUUGCGGUUUCUUCGAUUUAGGAUCUUUGCAAGCUCAUAAAAAUUUUCUUUAAUCUAUAAUUCGUAAUCGCUUAUUAUAAUCCCCAAUUUAUACACGAAUUCCUAUUCUAAUUGAACAAUUGAUGCUGCAGAAGCGUCAUAAACAAUGAAACAUGCCACGUCAAUGUAGUAAAAACGAGUUUGAUGAAUAAAUAAAAUUGAUAAAUCAA